UUUUUCUUUCCUUGUGAUUCGCCAGAGCUGGACACGCCCACGCUCAUUGUUCUUCCGGGUCACGAAGAUGGCGUGCUGAGCAACAUAUUACUGGAACGACAGAAACCAUGGCUGCAACAGAGGAAGACUUCCCUCGAGGUGGGGGGGUGAAGAAGACCACCGAAAGUAAAAUUGUAGCCACACGGAUUGAGUCGGACAACCUUUUUCAGGCAAAUGAACAUAGAGAAACUAAGAAAAAGAAAAACACUUCCAAAAAUGACAGAAAGACGACGCAACAUGUUUCUGAGCAGAAAGAUGUCCUGACACUCAAUGCAGCUGCAAAAUGUGUGGAAAUACUACAUAGCAAGGAUGUAAAGGAGGGCAUGUUGAUGCUGGGAUGUGUGAAAGAUGUAUCAGACUUUGAGGUCACUGUUGGUUUACCUGGUGGCCUGCAAGGUUUCCUCAGCAUUAGGAACAUCUGUGACUCAUACACCAAGCUGCUCACUGAACAACUAGAUUCAACUGACACAGAGGAUAUUUGUUCUUUGCCACACCUCUUCUAUUCUGGCAUGUUGUUGAGAUGUGUGGUUGUCAAGUUGGAUACUACUAAGGGAGGCUUUGUCAGCAUCCAGCUGUCAAUCAAUCCAAAGCUGGUCAACAAGGCCCUCACAUCAAAUGCUCUGACGGCUGGCAUGGUGUUGAGUGGAUGUGUUGAGAGUAUUGAAGAGCAUGGCUACAUCAUUGACAUUGGCGUCACUGGAACUAAACCCUUCCUGCCCAAGAAAAGUGAAAAAGACAAACAGAACAGUAACAAUGAGCUGAAAGUGGGCCAGUAUAUGACAUUUCAACUCCAAGAAGUAAAAAACAAUGGACGUUUAGUGCGACUGUCUGUCUGCUCUUUAACUACCAGCCAAGCUUGUGCAGAAUCCCAACAGAGAUGGACUUUGACCAACCUUUUGCCAGGCCUUUUUGUCAAAGCCACUAUUACUAAGGUAACCAAACACGGACUGCUCCUGGAUUUUCUGUCUUCCUUUAGUGGUCAGGUAGACAUCCUCCACCUUGAGCGAGACAAAGCUCCCAGCUACGCCAACGGAAGCAAGGUUCAAGCUUGCGUGCUUUACAUUGAGCCAACCACCCGUGUGAUAGGAAUGAGCCUGCGUAGCUACCUUGUUCAGCCUGAGACCAGAAUCAUUACCACUCCUGCCUCCGGCGACCGCAUUGGGGAAGUGGUGAAAGACUGCAAGAUUUCCAUGCACCCCAUGUCUGGAGCCAUGUUGGAACUUCCUGACAAAACACUGGCAUUUGUACAUAGGAACCACCUGAAGGAGUCUGAUGGACCAUUAAAUGAGAACAGAGUGCUGGCUUUAUCUGAGCACACUUGCAGGAUAAUAGACUUCAGUCCAAUGGAACAAAUUCAUUUUGCAUCUCUGCGCAAGAGUGUGAUUAACAAAACCUUCUAUAGAUACCAUGAUCUUCAUGCCGGUCAGGAUGUAGAGGGGACGGUAUCAGCCAUGUUGAAUAAUGGGAUGAUGGUGCAAUUGUCUAGUCACAUUAAAGGACUGGUGCCUCUUUCCCAUCUAGCUGACAUUGUCCUAAAGAACCCUGAAAAAAAGUACAAAGUUGGCAUGGCAGUCAAAUGCCGGGUGUUGUCAGUCGAACCAGACAACAAAAAGCUGUUUUUGACAAGAAAGAAGGCCCUUGUUGAAAGCUCCCUGCCCUUGUUCCUCAGCUACAUGGACGCGCGUCCUGGACGAGUGUCCCAUGGUUUCAUUGUCUCUGUCAAAAACUUUGGCUGCAUUGUUCGAUUCUACAACAACGUCAAGGGUCUAGUGCCAGUCAAUGAGCUCAGCUCUGAAUUAAUCCUCAACCCUCAGGAGGUUUUCUAUGUUGGUCAGGUGUUGAAGACAAAGGUUCUACAGUGUGAACCAGAGAAGGAAAAGAUGCUGCUGUCAUUUAACACUGCAGUGGACGGACACACCAAAGAAGCAGCAAGAGUGCAAAUUGAAUCUGAGAGACUGGAGGCUAAGGUGGUUAAGAAGUUGGUCAAUGGUGUGGAGGUGUCCAUCCUUUCUGAUAAGAUCUGUGCCCUACUACCCACAAUCCACCUCUCUGAUCACAUGCCCAACUGCCCUCUGCUAUGGGAGAGUUUGCAGGUGGGAGAUACCAUUCCAAACCUUGCCUGCAUCUCUAAGAACAAGAAACAAAUUAUUCUCACCAAAAAGCCAUCAGUGAUAUGGUCACUGGAGGAAGGAGACGUUGCUAAGGAUUUCUCCGAGGUCACAGUUGGAAUGCAGAUGAUUGGCUGGAUCAAGAACAUCAUGGACUAUGGUGUUUUUGUCGAGUUCCCGAAUGGCCUUGUUGGUCUGGCACCAACGUCUACCAUGUCAGAUGAGUUUAUCUCUGAUACAAGGACAACAUUCCAGUUGGGCCAGACCGUGAUCGCUAAGGUGUCGAAUUUGGAUGAGGAGAAGAAGCGAAUCCUGGUUGUGUUAAAAGUUUCUGUGGUCACUAUGCCAGAAGGAGCAGUCCAAGCAAGACUUUUUAAUACUGUGCAGGAGAAACUCUCUAUGACUCAAAGGAUUUUAUUGAAAGAUGCCAGUGAUCUUCGCGAACAGCUCGCUGCCUUAUCUGUAGGCCAGAGGCUAAAGUUGGUUGUUGAUACGGUGAAGGAUGACGAUGGUGCCGACUUCAAAUCGGACGAUUUGGUUGGUGCGACCAUACUGGCCACAAAAUAUCAUACGGCAGGUUUUCAGUUGACCUCUGGACAAAAGGUUAAUUCAGUUGUCAUUUCUGUUGAUAUUUCUUCUACUACGGUCCAUGUGUCCCUUCUUCAAAAGUUGGUUGGCAAAAAGAAAACGUUGACGGAAAAGGGCAAGUACGCAGCCAUGGUGCAGCAUGUUGACAAAGACAUUGCUGUCAUCUCAUUAGAAGGCACUGCUCAUCUAACCAUCAUCCAAACACAAAAACACCUGAAUGAGAUGGAGUCAAGCAAGCUGAGAGUGGGAAUGCAUUUGGCCACUGAAGUUGUUGAACCCACCUGCGAGCAACUGCUAGGUCUCCCUCUUGUGUCGUGGCAGCGUACUGCACCCAAACGGCAGCGCAAGGCAACCAAACGGCAGCGCACGGUCUCUGAAGGAGGACACUGCUUUGGAGAAAUUGUACAGGGCAAAGUACGGACAGUGAAGCCGACCCACAUUCUGGUGACAUUAGAGGAUGGAAGCACUGGUAGUGUGCACGUGUCUGAGGUGAUGGAGGCUACAGAAGUGUCACCAGGAUCCUUCCCUACUUCCUCUGUUAAAGUAGGCAGCGUGGUCACUGGCAGAGUCAUCGGAGGACGAGACACCACCGGUCACAGAGUUUUACCCAUUUCCCAUCCGCGAUUCACAUACACGAUCCCUGAGCUCACAAUAAUACCCAGCAAAUUGGACGAGAAAGUCAAUAUCAAGUCGUCAGCAAAAGACAAAGCGGGCAGUUACCAGGUUGGGGAAGAAAUAACAUGUUAUGUUUCAAAGUUUCAUCCAGACAGCAAGACUUUGGAGCUCGCCUGUGAUCCUUGUGUCUCUGGCAGAGUCGAGCUGUUGGCCAUGAUUACCGACCCUCUUGAUUCCAGCCACCCAGAAAAGAAAUAUAAACUUGGCCAGGCGGUCAAGGCCCAAGUGGUCGAAGUGACUCUUAAUCCUCAGUGCCUUGCACUGUCACUCACAGGCUUUCAUAAACUGGAGGUAGGAAGUGUCACUUGGGCGCUGGUUACUGGUUUGCAUCAGCACAUCGGCCUCCAGGUAAAACUUCCCUUUGGUUGCAAAGGAAUUGCGGGCAUCACUGACCUCGCUGAUGCAUAUAGGCCCAGACCCUUGGCAGCAUUCAACAAGGAACAGCUGCUCAGGUGUUACCUUUUAGGCAAUGAAAAUGGCAAGUGGCUGUUGUCUCUACGACCAUCAAGGUUGAACCCAGAACGGGCCAAACCGGCAAAAGACCCAGAGGUUUUGUCCUUUAACGACCUGUGUGCAGGCCAAUUAAUUAGAGGCUAUGUCAAGUCUGUCAGUGAGCAAGGCGUCUUUAUAAGAUUGUCAAACAGCAUUACAGGAAGAGCAGAGCUUCAGCAUUCCACCAAGUACUUUGUCAUCAAGCACAAGGUCCUCUCCGAUCAUCUGCCUCCCGAUACUCUGCUGACUACAAAGAUCCUUAGUAUUGACAAAAAAGAGAAGACUGUCAACUUGUCUCUACUCCCCGAGGACACUGGGAAGGCAGACAUCCUUCCAGAAUCCCUCAAUCUGCCAUUGCGUUAUAUAGGAAAGAAGAAAAAGGAGUAUGACCUGAAAAAGAAACGCUCGCUGACUGAAUCUGAAGAGAACCAAACCGAGGCACCACCAAAAAAGAAGAAAGCACGUCCAGUAACAGUGACUGGACAGGACAGUGACAGUGGGGUUGAGGUCUACUUCAGAGAGGACGAAGAUCAUGAAAAUGUAGAAAAAACAAAACCGGCAGCAGCAAAACAGGUUCCAAAUUCUAGUGGACCAUCAAUACUGCAGGUGGCAGCUGGAUUCUCCUGGGAUGUUGGCCUGAGCUCACUGAAGCCUGCUACAGCAGACAAGGAUGCAGACUUCAGUGAUGGAGAGAACCAAGAGGAAAGCAACAAGUCUCAGAAGAAGUCUCGGUAUGAGCUACAGCAGGAGAAAAAGGUAGCAGAGAAAGCUCUGGUGCAGCGGGAGAUGGACCUGAUGGACCCUCAGCUCAGGCCUCAGGAUGCAACAGCAUUUGAGCGCCUCCUGCUGGCCUCGCCCAACAGCUCACUCCUCUGGCUUCAGUAUAUGGCUCACCACCUGCAAGCCACGCAGAUUGAGCAGGCCCGUGCUGUGGCCGAGAGGGCCCUUAAAACUAUUUCUUUCAGAGAGGAGCAGGAGAAGCUGAAUGUGUGGGUUGCUCUCCUAAACCUGGAAAAUAUGUACGGCACAGAGGAGAGCCUCAAGAAAGUGUUUGAGCGGGCCCUGCAGUUCUGCGAGCCCAUGCCCGUCUACCAGCGGCUGGCUGACAUCUACGUCAAGUCUGACAAGAUCAAGGAGGCAGAAAACCUGUAUAAGUCAAUGGUGAAGCGUUUCCGUCAAAACAAGGCGGUAUGGCUGAGCUAUGGUAACUUCCUGCUUCAGCUGGGGGAGAGUGAUUCUGCCACCGCUCUCCUGCAGAGGGCGCUCAAGAGUCUCCCUACCAAAGAAAGUGUGGAUGUGAUUGCCAAAUUUGGCCAAAUGGAGUAUCGCUAUGGUAAUGCUGAAAAGGGUCACGCAAUGUUUGACAAAGUCUUGACAAGCUACCCCAAACGCACGGAUAUCUGGUCAAUUUUCAUUGACUUAGUGGUCAAGCAUGGGACACAGAAGGAAGUCAGGGCUCUCUUUGAUCGUGUCAUCCACCUGAGUGUGUCGGCGAAGAAGAUCAAGUUAUUUUUCAAGCGCUACCUGGAGUACGAGAAGAAACACGGCACGCCGCAAAGCGUGGAGGCAGUUAAAAAGAAGGCUGUGGCUUUUGUGGAAGGCAAAGGCAAACAUGAUUUCCACUAAAGACCAAGUGUACAAUUUCAUAUUGUAAGCGUUGGGAAUUGUUCCUGCACAUUCUUAAUAAGAUUCAACAACAUUCUGACAUUUGUUUUGGACUGAAUUCCUGGAACCUGAAGAUUUAAACCCUUUGUAAAAAAAAAUUUUAAAAAGUGUGCAUUUAUCUUCAGCAAAAAUGCUCAACCAACAUUUUGCAUUUCAUCUCAAUUCUUUUAACAUUUGUUUCAUUAUGAAUUUUUCCUGUGACUCAAUAAAUCUACCACUAUUACAAUACAUUACAUUACAUUUUAUUUAAAAGCAACAAAUACAAAAUAACAAUAUACAGGGACACAUUUAGUACAAUACAUACAGGCUAGUUUACUAUCCAUCUUUCAAAAGAAACCUUCCUUGGACACACAAUCUGAAACGUUGCCUACGUACAUCCGUCCUGCUGGUUGCGUCAUCCAGACGGCGAGGCUUCCAUUUGACUGCUUGGGUGUUUCAGCGACCCACACUGUGGCAGUAUUGAUUGUAAAAUGCAUGUGGGGUUAAUGUGUGGACUAUUUGUGCUGGCUGGUUUGGUAACACCCGUGAGGUGGAAGAGGUAUCUGUACCACCGCUCCUGUUGUUCUAUUGUCCAGCAGUGCAGAACUCUGUUGUCCCUUUUCCAGUCAGGCUGUUGCUGAGCAGUGUGUUAUGGGAGUUAAGCUGUAAAGAAAAUAUCCCUUCUUUUGAUCUUAUACCAAAUCUUCUGUCAAUUCCACCCCGUUUGUAAUAUUGCUUAAAAGUCAGCAGCAUCACGGCCACCUGGGAUCAUAAACAGAUAUUUUUGCGAGAUGUCCUGUGAGUCGAUGGUCAUCUCGAGUCGUGUUUUAAAUGGAUGUGUUCUUUUUUU
This is a messenger RNA of Entelurus aequoreus (snake pipefish), 6396 nucleotides long. RefSeq names its product programmed cell death 11 (gene pdcd11). Gene Ontology annotation, cellular component: nucleus; small-subunit processome; nucleolus. The transcript has 36 exons. Bases 108 to 5528 code for a protein of 1806 amino acids. The record is from RefSeq and is a predicted model, not a curated record. Lineage: Eukaryota; Metazoa; Chordata; Actinopteri; Syngnathiformes; Syngnathidae. Gene Ontology annotation, biological process: rRNA processing. Gene Ontology annotation, molecular function: RNA binding; protein binding.